GCUACAUGGCGGACUACGGCAACCAGCAAGGCCGAGAUUAUGCGCGAGGUCCCAACUAUGGCCAGCCCUCAGGACCAAGAGACGCCGCAUUUGCGAACAUCUUCGGAGCCAGCCCGGCUAUGGCAGGCCGCUCGCAGACGAUGACCUCGCAAAGCCCUAUGCGACAGCCCGAUCGUGCUGCGACCAUGUCUUCACAGACUGCCGAUAUGAUGCAGCGAGCCCCGCCAAUUCGGCAGCCCGCCAACGGCUACGAACGCCGCCAACAAGCACCGCAGGAUCCGCGGUUCAUGGGCAAUUAUGAUCAACAGCAACAGCAGUACUCUCAGGGUUAUGGACAGCAACAGGAUAAUUACAAUCGGGGCUCCCCGAAUGGUUAUGCCCAGGAUCCACGCAUGCCGAACGGCCAGGCGCAUCGUCAGCCCCAACCCCAAUACCUUCCACGUCCUCUCCGUCCAGAACGUCAGCCAUACGGGCAACCUCAGCGCUUUGACACGCGGCCUCCGCCUCAGGGUCAGCCGCCGUUCAAUAAGCCUAUCCCUCAGCGAUUUCCCGGAGGGCCGGGUCCAGCAAUGAAUUCGGAUCCCUAUCGAUCACAGUCAAUGGCUGUAGGCUCUCGGCCUCAAUUUAAUGGUCCAGCACCUAAUUACACAUCGCCCGCGAAUACAAUUCGUCAGCAGCCAUACAUAAAUCAUAUGGCCAGGACGACUGCCCAGGGUCGUGUAGUCCCUGAGCGUCCAGACGAACGCACAAUGUCCAUGACAUCAUAUACACGCGAUAGCGAGUAUGGACAGACAAUGAGUGGGAGAGUUAUACCAAGCCGAAGAAGAGAAUCUGGAGACACGGACGUGUCAUCAUUUGAUCAGAAUGCGCCCCCCAUUUCUCCACCUCCUAGCAGCGUUGGCCCAGGAAGCAAGACCAGGAACACAAGCCAAGGUAGCAUUCCACAGUCACGUACCAUGUCAAUGGCCUCGACUAUCAUCGCCCCGUCUGAGAGAACGGAAACAAUGAGCUCAACAGUUUCUCGACCAACAUCUACCCAGACCGUUGCGAGCAACAAUAGAGCUUCUGGACAGUCUCAACAAGGCCACGCUUUAGUUGCACAGCGCAGGUCUCCUCUGGUUUAUCCUGCUCUCCUAUCUCGUGUAGCUGAAGUUUUCAAGGAUAGAAUCGGGCUUGCAGAGAAGGAGAAGGAUGGGCUGGUCUACAAAAGCGCUUUCACUGGAGCAGAAUCGGUUGAUCUGAUUGCAUACAUCAUCAAGACGACAGAUCGCAAUCUGGCACUGCUGUUAGGUCGGUCUCUCGAUGCCCAGAAGUUUUUCCACGAUGUUACCUACGCACAUAGGCUCCGUGACACCAGCAGCGAAAUUUACCAAUUCCGCGAAACAUUGAUGGAAGAAGCUGAGGACGUCAACGGAGUUUUUACGCUGUUGACAGAAUGUUACUCGCCUACCUGUACACGCGAUCGACUAUGCUACUCCAUAGCCUGCCCAAGGCGACUGGAGCAACAAGCCCGCUUGAACAUGAAACCACAACUUGGUCUCAAACGUGCCGAAUCUCACACGAGUUUGCACGAGGACAACGACGAGGAGCAGAAGCUGUGGAUCAAUACAGUAACGAAAGACGUUGCUGAUAGCGUGUCGGACACUGAAAAGAAGCGCCAAGAGGUCAUAUCCGAACUUAUGUACACCGAGCGCGAUUUCGUUAAAGAUCUUGAAUACCUGAGAGAUUUCUGGAUGAAGCCUCUCCGGAACCCGGCAACCUCGCCUAUCCCCGAACAUCGCCGUGAGAAGUUCGUUCGGACUGUGUUCUCCAAUUGUCAAGAGGUCUACAAGAUCAACUCGAGGCUGGCCGACCAUUUGACUCGACGCCAGCAGCAAAGUCCAGUUGUCUAUGCUAUUGGGGACGUAUUCAACGAAUAUGUACCUCACUUCAAACCCUUCAUCCAGUAUGGUGCGAAUCAGCUCUUCGGUAAGUAUGAAUUCGAGCAUGAAAAGCGCACCAACGCCCAAUUCGCCAAGUUCGUGGAUGAGGUAGAAAGGAUGAAGGAGUCGAGAAAACUGGAGCUUAAUGGCUACUUGACCAAGCCUACUACUAGAUUGGCCAGGUAUCCACUCUUGCUUGAGAAUAUUGCGAAAUAUACCGCGGACGACAACCCUGAUAAGAAGGAUAUCCCAAAAGCUAUCAAGAUGAUCAAAGAAACGUUAUCCAAGGUGAACGUAGAAUCUGGAAAAGCCGAAAAUCAUUUCAACCUGAUGCAAUUGAACCGCGAUCUCAAAUUCCGCCCAGGCGAGUUUGUAGAUUUGAAGUUGACAGAUGAAAACCGACAAUUAGUCUUCAAAGGCACAUUGAAGAAGACUCCUACAGAAACAGUCGGAGAUAUCACCUGCUAUCUCUUCGACCACGCUGUUCUUCUUGUUCGCGUUAAGACCGUCAACAAGCGCGAGGAACAAAAAGUAUACAAGAAGCCGAUCCCGCUAGAAUUAUUGGUGAUUGGACAGAUGGAUGAAAUCAACCCGAAACUUGGCAUCGCAAAACGUCCUUCUGCAAACCUGAUGGGUGCCAAAGCGAUAGCAACUGGAACGCCUAAGGGAGAUGCAGCAAAACAACAGACAUAUCCACUUACGUUCAAACACCUCGGAAAGGGAGGUUAUGAAUUAACAUUGUUUGCAAGUACUCAGAUAUCGCAGCAAAAAUGGAUGGAGCACAUCGACUCGCAGCAGCGAUCAUUGAAGGAGAGAAGCAACAUCUUCACUCAGAGUAUCCUGAACGAAGGUUUCUUCUCUGCGGCAAUGAGGGUCACUUGCGCUGUUCCCCUUGACGGGGGUCGUAAACUCGCCUACGGAACGGAUGCUGGCGUUUAUGUUGGUGACCGCAAACCCAAGGAUGCAUCUCACAAACCCCGCAAAGUGUUGGAUUGUAAAGCAGUCACCCAAAUUGAUGUGCUCGAGCAACACUCAAUUGUACUUGUACUCGCCGACAAGACUUUGUACUCAUAUGCUAUGGAAGCUUUGGACCCUGAUGAAUCCCAAACGAUCGCUAAACGCCCCAGAAAGAUAUGUCAUGCAAACUUCUUCAAGUCUGGUAUAUGUCUUGGACAACAUCUCGUGGCCACUGUCAAGACGUCCGCCCUGUCUACGACUAUCAAGGUCUAUGAGCCUAAGGAGAACAUGGCCAAUAAGUCGAGAAAAUCCGGAUUUGCGAAGAUGCUCUCCACCAAUCAGGACCAGCUUAAGCCUUACAAGGAGUUUUACAUACCUACCGAGUCUUCCUCGAUCCAUUUCCUCCGUUCAAAGCUUUGUGUUGGUUGUGCUCGUGGUUUUGAAGUUGUCAGUCUCGAAACUCUUGAGACACAAUCGUUGCUUGACCAGGCCGACACAUCGCUUGACUUUGUGGUACGCAAGGAAAACAUCAGACCGAUUCAUAUAGAGCGCCUGGCUAGUGAAUUCCUUCUUUGCUACACCGAUUACUCAUUUUUCGUCAACCGGAACGGUUGGAGGGCAAGACAAGACUGGAGAAUCACAUGGGAAGGCACACCGCAAGCCUUUGCUAUUUUCCAUCCAUACAUUCUUGCCUUUGAGCCAAGUUUCAUUGAGAUCCGGCACAUGGAGAGCGGUGGGCUUGUUCAUAUUGUCACGGCAAAGAACAUUCGAUGGUUACACACAUCGACCCGAGAAAUUUUGUAUGCAUUCGAAGAUGAAAUGGGCACCGACGUCAUCGCCAGUCUGGACUUUUGGCAGACCACCCAAGGUCCCAAGCAAUCCAUGGAUGGCACUAGACAUCCUGAGAAGAUCUGA
Periconia digitata is the source of this 3794-nucleotide messenger RNA. NCBI's taxonomy places the organism in Eukaryota, Fungi, Ascomycota, Dothideomycetes, Pleosporales, Periconiaceae. The record is from the annotation of a GenBank genome assembly.